This is a messenger RNA of Xiphophorus maculatus (southern platyfish), 4436 nucleotides long. It is a transcript of the gene anln, whose product is annotated as anillin actin binding protein. Gene Ontology annotation, biological process: actomyosin contractile ring assembly; mitotic cytokinesis; septin ring organization. The record is from RefSeq and is a predicted model, not a curated record. The transcript has 23 exons. NCBI's taxonomy places the organism in Eukaryota, Metazoa, Chordata, Actinopteri, Cyprinodontiformes, Poeciliidae. Bases 163 to 3579 code for a protein of 1138 amino acids. Gene Ontology annotation, cellular component: actomyosin contractile ring.
UGAACAGAAGUUGUUUUGUCGAGGAAGAGCAGCCGAGCUGAGAAGAUUUCUGAGCACUUCUCGUUUUGCUUCGUUAGGUUAUUUCUUUACACACAAGGCGCGUAUAGAACUGGUAACACUCCGUUUUGUUAGUACUCCUCAAGUGGUUACAAACUGUCCGAAAUGGACCCAUUUACUGAGAAACUUUUGGAGCGGACCCGGGCCCGUAGGGAAAAUCUGCAGAGGAAGCUAGCAGAGCGUCCCAAUGCAGCUAACAGACAGAUGGUCAAAAGGCCGAGGGAGCCUCUAACUGAAUCAAAUAACACCAUCGCUGAUUCUACUGUUGAUAAAGUUCCACAGAUAUCCUCUAAGCCCUCCCCUUCCAAGCGCAGGUGCUCAGAGGAAAACCAGUUGGCACUGGAUGAGGAGAACCAGGUUCCAGUGAUGACCCGAGCUGGGGGUCCCGUACCAUCAGACCCUCUGACAGACAAAAAACCCCCUGUGGGUCCAGCCAGCAUUUACUCGUCCUCCUCUCUUGAGCAGAGCUCAACUCGACCUGUUCAGAGUCAGCCUAAGGAGCUGAAAGCUGCACAGCCAGAGAACAUGACCGCCACUCUGGGUACUGACCCUCCAAGCACAAGUGAAGCACCAACAGAGCCCCCUGGUUCAGGUCAGCCCAGGAACAAACCGGACCAGGUGGAAGACCCGACUCUCUCUGCUGCUGGCAUGAAGUCACGCCUUCAAAGGCUGGUGCAGCAGAGGAAGUGCUGGGAUGGGGAUGAUGACUCUUCUGACACAGUGCCAGACAGAACCCCCACAACCUUGUCAAAGAGACUAGUAGAAGUCCAGCCGCCUGCCAGUCUUCCCCCUUCAGAAGCUCCUGUUGGGCGGAGAGGCCGGUUGGCCAACCUGGCUGCCACCAUUGGGUCCUGGGAGGAUGACCUCAGCCACGCCCACAUUCCCAAAGGGAAUCCUGGUCCUGUUCCCAGACCUGCGGUCAGAGUAGCUGCUGUUGCUGCUGCCGGCUCCAAGCAAACUACAGCCAUGAGCAGUUCAGCUGCAGCAGCCAGCAAGUCUGCCUGCAGCAGGAACCAGGAUACUUCACAAUCUGCUGUGAAGUCCAGUAGAAUGAUUCUUCCAAGCCCUCAAAAGGCUGAAGUUUCUGCAUCUAAAACAGCCGUUCAGACUGUGCAGAGUCCCCUGAAGAACCCCAAGCAGGAAGAAGCACUCCCAUCCAGUCCACAUAAGGUGACAUCCUCUGAAGCAACAUCAGCCCCUAAGAAUCCACUAAAGACCCAGCUGUUCCCCAGGACCCCUGGCCACACCGCCAGCCCCCUAAGACCAGCUCUCCAGGAUAGAGCCACCAUGUCUCCUUCACUGGGCCACCAGGAACCCGUCUCUGCUGGAGGUCCAGGUGUGAAAUCUUUCCUGGAACGUUUUGGAGAGCGAUGCCAGCAGCACAAAGAGCAGGGCGCUCCACCCAGAGCUCCCACUCCAGCCAGGUCUGCUCCCAGUACUGCAUCAGUCACGCCAAACACCAAGCUGGUCCAGGAGAGACUCCGAGCCUCCCAGGCUGCACACACAGCCACUGCUGAGCUCACUCAGAAGCAGAAGAUGGAGCGGGAGUCUGAGCUGGCCCAGAUCCGCAACCGAUUCCAGAAAGGGAAAACUGUGUGGGAAAACAAGGACAAACAGGCAGACGAGACACACACUGACAACAAGGAUCAGCUGGUCAAACCUACUCAGAGGGAAGUUUCCUCAUGUGACCCACAGGAUGAACCCACUGCACCAUUUAGUGAGGAAGUGACGACACCCAGCCAGAGUCCUCCAGUCCGUCCUGGAAUCACACUGACGCCUCCAGUCUCGACCUCCAGCCCCAUGAGGGGGGUCAGCCAGCCUGGAGAGAAGCUAAGUGAGGAGGAGGAGGAAGUGGUCAAGGAGAGGGAGAUGAAUGUGGACCACUCCAUCAAUUCAGCUGUUAUUAAUGAGCUGUUUGACGGAAUCCUGGAGCAGAGUGAGGAUCAAGAAGAUGAGGAGGAAGAUGCUUUAAAUAUCUCCUCCAUGUCCCUGCUGACCCCUCUGGCAGAGACUGUAGCUGCUGUAGUGAAGAGUCCAGACAAAAGACUCAUGACCUCAACUCCAGCCAGCUCCUUCCUGGUGAAGAACAACACCCCAGAGAACAGCUGCAGUCCUGGAAAGUUCCAGAGAACCACCGUGGUACGGAACGACUCCUCAGACGAAGACCACAGGCUGCCUUAUAGCAUUGAUGCAUACAGAUCCAUUCGAGUGAAGGAACCAGAGAGACCUGCAGUGAAGCAGGUUAUUGUGAGAAAGGAAGAUGUUUCUAAGAGAACAGAGGAGCCCAGAGCAGCAAGUCUCUUCAGCAUGAAGCAGAGGAUGAAGAUGUUGACAAGUGAGGUGAACCUGCAGCAGACUGUGAUCCAUCAGGCCAGCCAGGCCCUCAACUGCUGCACUGAUGAAGAGCAUGGCAAAGGCUCGCAGGUGGAGGCUGAGGCAGAGAGGCUGCUGCUCCUAGCAACGGAGAAAAGAGAAGUCUUGAAGGCAGAGCUGGACCGUCUGAAAGGAGAAUCAGCAGGGCAGAAGAAAACUUGUCCUCCAGAACCAGCUGAUGUAUCUGCUUCCAAGGGCUCCAUCACCCUGCAGGAGCUCCGCCUUCCCCUUAAGGCAGACUUUGUUUGUUCCACUGCUAACAAACCUGACUCAACUAAACAUUCAUUUUUCAUCAUGAUACGCUCUGGAGCUGAGAACAUGGUGGCCACUCCGUUAGCCAGCACUCACCGCGGCCUCAGUGGAGACACACUCACCUUCCCCACCAAGUUCACCCUGUCUGAUGUCUCCAGUGACUUCAAAAUAGACUUGGAAGUCUACUGUUUGGUACAAAAACGUGAGAUCUGCAGUGAGAAGAAGAAGAAACCCAACAAAUCAAAGGCCAUCACUCCAAAGAGAUUCCUGGCCAUCACUAAAAGCGCCCAGACACCAGUGGUGGCCAGUCCUGGCGGUCCCAACGCUGUACGCACCAGUAGCUUUGUGCUGGUCGGGUCUCACACUCUCACUCUGUCCUCCAUCGGGAAAAACAAGUUUCCUCUGGAGAAGGUGCCGUUCCUGUGCCCUCUGGAGGGCCACAUCCACCUCCAGAUGCAGUGUGAAGUGGGCUGCUCCAAGGUGGAGGAGAGGAGCUUCUUGACCAUGUUUGAAGAUGUAAGUGGGUUUGGAGCGUGGCACAGAAGAUGGUGUGUUCUGUCAGGAUACUGCAUCUCUUACUGGACCUAUCCUGAUGACGAGAAGCGGAAGAAUCCUAUUGGUCACAUCAACCUGGCCAACUGCACCAGUAAGAAGGUGGAGCCAGCUAACCGAGAGUUCUGUGCCAGACCAAACACAUUUGAGCUCAUCACAGUCAGACCUCAGAGAGAGGACGACAAGGAGACGCUAGUCAGUCAGUGCAUGGACACCAUGUGUGUUACCAAAAACUGGUUGAGUGCUGACACCAAGGAUGAGAGAAAUCUGUGGAUGAAGAAGCUGAACCAGAUUCUAGUGGAUCUGAGGAUGUGGCAACCGGCCGCCUGCUACAAGCCUCUGUAACCACAGCAACCCCACCCCCACCACCCAGUCAGCCAGUUCAGCUCUCUGGGAUGUCUUAAAAAUACUUGUGUGCAAUAUAUAUAUUUAUAUAUACAUACAUAAAUAAUAAGAGAAGUGGUUUAUGCUUUAGUGUGGAUAUUUGAUGGGAGAUGACCAAUCACCUCCACUAGAUGAGGUUAUUAAAGCCAUAUGUUGGAGACAUUUCAGAACAGUGUUUUAGUUUAGGAGAUGGGCCUUUGAAUUCCAUUAUAUUCAUUACCAGCCUUGUUUUUAUUGUAUUGCUUUAUGCAGACUGUCUGCUGUACAAUGUGUUGAUCAGUACCAGCCUCCAGGGUGACUACUGACCUGAACUGCUUGACUUUCAUCACACUUUAUACUGCAUGACCGCACAAACCAACAGAAAUGCUUUUCAUACCUUUAUACUUUAUAUAUUUUCUUUUAUGACUUGUGGAAUUUAUUAAGAUGCACAGAUUUUUGAUGCAGUUUCUACACCACACUUUGUAGUUUGAAAUGACUAUUUGUGUGAAAAAUUUUGGGCGGGGUCUGUUACCAUGCUACACUGAAGAACAACCAGCACAAAUGUGAUUGGUUGAUCUUUCUAACCAUCUGACAGAUGGCCAGCUGACAUGUAGAUUCAGAAGACUACAUUCUAGGCAGGAUAUUUGACUUGUUCCCAGCUUGUUAGACUGGUAUCCAUGACGAUGUGCUCUUCCUGUUCAGUGGUUUAGCAUGUUUACUGAUUUAGCGUGUGUAGCAGACCUUUCACAGCACCUUCAGGUGCUGAUCAUGAGUUUUUGAAUAUGAUUGGAUAAAAUGUCUUUUUCACAAUGUCAACAAUGAUGACAAGUUUGUCAAUA